AUGCCUUCGAAUGUAAGGGUGGCUGUUAGAAUGAGGCCACUCCUCUCUAAUGAGAUAACGGCAGGACACAAGCAAUCGCUAGUUGAUGUGAAUCCGAUCACCAAUCAAAUCUCGUAGGAUAGUGAAGAUCCGUCUAAGAUGGUCAAGAAAACCUUUAAGUUUGACAAGAUAAUUGAUUCACAGUACUCUCAAGAGGAAGUUUUUGAGCAGCUUCAAAUAAAGCCAUUGAUUUCCAAAGUCAUAGAAGGUUUUCAUGCCACUAUUUUUGCAUAUGGACAGACUGGCUCUGGUAAGACAUUUACUAUGGAGGGGUAUAAGUAUGAGGAUGCCAAGACUAAUGAAAGAGCAGGCAAGCCAGUUAUAGCUGAAAAUUACAAUAAUGGUAUUACCAUUAGAGCUAUAAGAGAGGUUUUCAGAUAGGCAGAGGAGUAUAAGAAGGAGAAACAUAUCACAAUAUCUUGUUCAUUCCUUCAAAUAUACAAUGAAAAGGUGUUUGACUUGCUUAACGCAGGGUUGCUUAAGUCAGACAAGGCUAAGUAGAAUUAAGGACUAAAAAUUAGAUGGAACAAGAAUGAUCAGUUUUAAGUAGAAAACUUGUAUGUCUUUAGAUGUGACACCCCAGAGCAUGCUUUGGAACUUUAUAAUAAAGGCAUCAAGAAUAAGAUUGUAGCAUCACACAAUCUGAAUCAAGCUUCUUCCAGAUCACAUGCCAUUUUCACUCUAAGCAUAGACAUAGUUGAUAACGCCUAGGUCGAUAACAUUGUGUAAAGUAAACUGCAACUUGUAGAUUUGGCAGGUUCGGAGCGUCAAUCAGCAACAGGCACCUCUGGACUUGCUUAAAAGGAGUCUAUCGACAUUAAUAAAUCUCUAUUCACUUUGAGAAAGGUCAUAACUGGGUUGGCUGAGAGUUCUCGCAGCAAAAAGGGUGCUAAUAACUAGCAUAUUCCUUAUAGAGAUUCGAAGCUCACUUGCUUAUUGAAGUAAAGUAUAGGUGGUAACUCCUAUUGUCUAAUGAUAGCAUGCCUUUCUCCUUCGGAUCAUUACAUAGAGGAGAAUAUAUCAACUUUAAACUAUGCUACAAAAGCCAGUUACAUCUCGAACGAACCAAUUAAAAAUGAGGAUCCGAAGAUGAAGAUGAUCAAUGACUUGAAGCAGAAGGUCCUUAAUUUGCAGAGAGAACUGGCUUAAGCAAAUAAUCACAUAGAAUUCCUUAGUAAUUUAACUGGUCAACCAAUACCUUAGAAUAGUCAAAGCACUAAUGUUUCGACACUUAAUUAAAGCUACUAAGGUGAUUAAGUAGAUCAACCUAGCAUGAUACAGCAGUAACCGGUAUCUUAAGCUCAUUAGUCUGACAAUCUUAUUCAUCAGUAAAAAUAGCCAGUCAAGACAGAAGUUAUCACUAAAAUAGUAUAUCAAUAGCAACCUCAAUAAAACUCUUCUGGUGGCAGCUAAGAUAUGUUCAAUCGUUUGGAUCAAAACUAACUAAGUUAAAGAUUGAUAGAUAGCGUUGCUAUGGUCAAAGAACUUAUGCAAUCAAAUAAGACACUUAGAGAAACGAUGGACUAACUCAAUGAACAUAAUGAUAAAAACUCUAAUGAACUCUUCCACUUGCAGAUUGAAAAUAGAGAUCUUAGAGAUAGAAUUGAGAUCCUUGAGUCUGUAAUUGGUUCAUCAACAAAGCAAAGUGAAUUUGAUCAACUAGAUUGGCGUGAUUUGAUCAUGGAAGCUGAGGAGAAAAAAAAGCCAAUGACCUCAAUAAAGACGAGUAAUAUUGCUAUAAAUGAGAUGGCAACCGAAUUGAUUGCGACCAAGAAGCAGAACAGAUAGCUCUCUGAAGAGAUUGACCAAAUAAGAUAACAAUUAGAAGAAUCACAUCAAAACUAAAACAAGAUUAUCCAGUAAUAGUAAAUUCAAUAACAGGCUUUGUAUUAACAGUAACAACAGCAUCACUAUUAAUAGUAGUAAAUGUCGAACCAGUAAUAACUGAUGAAUAUUUAUGGAGCUUAAAAUAAUGAUACACCUUAGAAAAGAUCUUAAUCAAAUGGAUUUAAUAAACCAAGCGGUGGAGGAUAAGUUAAAUAACCUCAAACUAAAUAAGAAGCUUUGAAACUCCUAAAUGAAAUGAUGAAUAAGCGUGUGGCCCAGAAGAAGCAUUGA
This is a messenger RNA of Stylonychia lemnae, 2157 nucleotides long. Lineage: Eukaryota; Ciliophora; Spirotrichea; Sporadotrichida; Oxytrichidae. The record is from the annotation of a GenBank genome assembly.